This is a messenger RNA of Rhineura floridana, 5603 nucleotides long. It is a transcript of the gene GPNMB, whose product is annotated as glycoprotein nmb. The record is from RefSeq and is a predicted model, not a curated record. The transcript is spliced from 11 exons. The coding region runs from base 136 to 1854 and encodes 572 amino acids. Gene Ontology annotation, biological process: cell adhesion. Gene Ontology annotation, molecular function: integrin binding. Lineage: Eukaryota; Metazoa; Chordata; Lepidosauria; Squamata; Rhineuridae.
CUUUAAUAUAAUCAGAGGGGAUGAGGGCAGCAGGCACAAACUUUAUUCCCAGCUCUACUCUGAAGAGGUUUGGAGAAACGGCAGGUUAAUCUGUGCAGGUUUUGUAUUUGUGAGUCUGGUUGUGCAUAUCCAGUCAUGAAGUGGGCCUGCCUCUUCUUCCUCCUUGGAUACCUGCUCGGGGCUGAAGGAGUCCUAUCUGCUGUGGCCACCAGACAAUUUCGAGAUGUGAUCACUCGAGGAAGAGCAUCUUCUCAUAACAAGUUCCAUAGGAGGCUAAAUGGCUGGUCUUCUGAUCACAAUAAUUGGAAUGACAACCUUUAUCCCUACUGGAAAGAAGGAGACCCCAGAUGGAAAGACUGCUGGAAAGGGGGAAAGGUUGUGGCCAGUUUGACCAGUGACAGUCCAGCUCUAGUAGGAUCCAAUGUGACCUUUAGUGUGACCUUGAAGUUUCCCAGAUGUCAAAGAGAAGAUCAUGACAGCAAUAUAAUAUAUGAUAGAAACUGCAUAAAUGGUUCUUCAGAUUAUGCAGAUCUUCCUGACCUGUAUGUUUACAACUGGACUAAAUGGAUCGAUGAUUGUGGCUGGCAAAAUUGCACACAUAACAAUAGCCACAAUGUGUUCCCAGAUGGCAGAUCUUUCCCCCACCAUGAUGAUUGGAGGAGAAGAAACUUUGUCUAUGUAUUUCACACACUUGGCCAGUAUUAUCAAAAGAUAGGAGAUUCUUCAGCUAGCGUGUCCAUCAACACAACAUAUAUAACUCCUGGCAAACAAAUUAUGGAAGUGUCAGUUUACAGGAGAAGUUAUCAAUCGUAUUUUCCAGUAACUACAGCAAAUGUUGUUUAUAUAAUAACAGAUACAAUCCCUUUCUAUGUGAACCUGUCCCAGAAGAAUGACCGCAAUGCUUUGGACCAUAUUUUCAUCAAGGAUAUCCCUAUUACAUUUGAUGUCCACAUUCAUGAUCCCAGCCACUAUCUGAACCGCUCUGUUAUUUCCUACAGCUGGAAUUUUGGAGACGGCAGCGGCUUAUUUGAUUCCAACAGUUCUGUUGCAAUGCACACGUAUACGCUCCUGGGAAAUUUCACCUUUAACUUGUCCAUCCAGGCUCUUAUACCUGUCCCUUGUGGGCCACCUACACCUCUUCCACCACUACCUACUCCCCUCCCAGUAACUACCCAGCUACCUUCUAAUAUAACUCCCAGCUUCGAUAGUUUAAUAGAGCAGUCGACAGGACAGCCUCCUGCUGAAGGAUGCUAUAUUACUCGAUCUGGACUUUAUAAAGCGUCACUGUUCAUUGCAGAGGGGAUCCUUGGGAUAAACAUUAUCCAAAUGACAAGUGUCCAGGUGGCAGCUGCUCAGGCUGAAAACUCCAUGGUUGAUUUUGUGGUAACCUGUCAAGGGAGUCUUCCUACAGAUGCCUGCACAAUAAUUGCUGACCCCGCAUGCCAGGUCUUACAGAGCGAGGCAUGUGACCCUGUUGACAUCACUGAUGAGUGCCUGCUGACCAUAAGAAGAGCCUUCAAUGAAUCUGGUACCUAUUGUGUAAAUAUUACACUGGGUGAUGCAACAAGCCUGGCUCUCACAAGUACUCUGGUAUCCAUCAUUGGAGUUGCAGGGCCAUUUUCAAGGACUGCAGAAGGAGUUCUGAUCACCUGUGGUUUCUUGGUGGUGUUUGCUGUUGUCGUGAUUUUCUUCCUUUACAAGAGAUAUAAAGAAUACAAACCUAUUGAAAGGAAAACUGGAGAAGAGGCAGGUAGCGAAGGACUGAAUGUCUACUUCAACAAUGUCAAGGCUGUCCUCUUCCCAGCAAACAAUGAGAAACAUCCUCUGCUGAAAAACAACCCAGGAAUUGUUUAAUUCUUCACUAUAAUGUCUUAUAUAUGUCUACGUUUGGGGCUUUACAUUGAACUGUUAUUCAGUGGAAAAAUACCUAAGUGUAUAUGAAAUUAAUUAAAAUGAAGGUGUAUAUGUAAGCUUACAAUAUAAUAUAAUAGCUGUUCUAUUCACUUGAAAGUAUAAAAUGGCACCUCAUGGAGAAACUGAUAAUACAUUUUACUUAUGUUCUUGGAUAUGCUAUAGCAUAUUAGCCAAAACAUCAUUUAAGCUUGAUGUUAUAUACAGUUUCCUAUACUAGUUACUCCUGAUUAUUCCUAAGUGUCAUUUUGGCUGAAAGUUUUUGUCCAAAGAAUUUAAGUUUAGUCUGAAAUCCUAGCAAGCCAAGUCCUGCUGAAUUUGAGGGAACUUACUUCUGAACAUGCUGAACAUGUUAAUUGGAAGUUCCCUAGUUCCACUUAGUUUCAAUGUCACUGGUUUGAAAAUUACAAUAGGUACUUGUAAAAGUGAUCCACAUCUAACCUCUCUGGAUAUCACUUCCCUUGGUGGCUUCAAAUGGAUAGUAGGCAUACCCAGUAUACUCUUGUUACAAACAAAACGCCUUAGCCCCUUUUAGGGGUCCUAAUGGCUUGAGCUCGCUCCCAGUACUCACCCAAUAGAGUCUCAGAAACGACAAAACAAUGAUGGAGAAGGAGUAUCUUUAUUGCUAACACGUGCACGUGGAGAAGAGGCCAGGCCAGUUCUGGCAAAACUAUGCAUUGCUGGCCUUUUUAUCAGUUUUGUUAUGUUAAUUACAUUAGCAUCAUUAUCAUCAUAACUACAUCACUUUCAUUGUCCAUACAUCACUUUAACCAUGCCCACUGGUACCUUCCCCUCUCUUCCUAGUUCCAUAUUUGGAGUUGUUAUUCACAACUUGUUUUGCUCAUUUCAACCUUGGAUGUUUCCCUUAUAUCUGAUACCUUUUUCUACAAACACAGCUGCAUAUUGCAACAAGACCUGAUUUUCCCAGCUAUAGCUAUUUUGCAAACGCAGCUUUAUACAAACAAUACCAGUCAGCAAAUUAGCAUUUCUCUUUACACACACACAAGUAAAUUAACUUGUCAGCAGAUUAUCACACAAGCAAAUUAACUGUCAGAGGGAUGCUACAAUUCCCAAACCAAGCAAUAUCUUUAUUUAAGUAGACUUCAGUGUCACACUCUCAGCUAGUUGAACAACUUGCAGUUACAGUUCUGUUUCUUCUGCCUCCUGUACUGUAUCCUUAAACUUGAUAUACAUGAGAGCAGAAUCUUCUGUUGGUAUCAAAAGGAGCAGUAGGUAAUGUGCACUGAAAUAUCCAUUGCUCUCCUCUCUAGGGAUGUGUUUGUGUGGGACUGUUUUGGGGGAUUAGAUGGGCUCAAACAGCACAUCAGGACUUAUAGUCUACAUGCUCAUGAGUUUUCAGGCCACACAAGUCCCCACCUCUCUGCUCAGCAGAAUACAUGGUGUGGUGUUGGGAUGGAGUUUUCCUACAUCACUUUGUUUUGUUUCCUGGAUAACUUUCCUGAACUUUUGUGGUUUCAUGGCAAAGCACUCAGUUGGAAGUGUGAGAAGCUGUUUUACAAAUGCAUCCUAACACAAAGAUACAUUUGUAUGAUUUCAGUCUAAAACCAGAGGCCAUAGCAAUACCUCUCUGAUUCCGCUUCCUCUCUGCAGUAACUAACUAUGUUAUGCUGCCUUUCAAGUUGAAAACCUCACUUUGACACAGGGGACAAAUUGAUAAAAACUUCAGUACAACAUAAUUUGAGUUUGGCAAUGGUGCAAACUUUAGAUAUAAACUAUAUACCUGCUUGAAAGCUGUGGCAAGGAAGGUAGUACCAUAUGCACAAUAAUUUAUAGUAUAUUGAUACCAUUUAUAAUGCUGGAAGUUCUGAAGCAAGCCACAUAACUUCCUGCAUCUACCGUUUAUUCCACUAUAGAAAAUUAUGUCAAUCCAGUUUUGUUUUUUGUUUUUUUAUAAAGCAACAUAGACUUAUGGGUCUAUCUUUCUACUCAACUGGAGAAUGCAUAAAGGUAAUUCGAUGAACUGUGAGUGUAUUGACUCUUCAGUGUAAAUCUGCUUCCUUUUGAUUAGCAAUGGUUUAGCUGCUUAACCGUCUGCCUGAGAAUUCCCUUGGUUAUGUGGAAUUCUUUGUUCCUUUUCUGCCCACAUAGGGCCUGCAUUUUAUCUCUGAACCUAAAUCCCUGCCCCUCAACAGCUGCAUUGGGGACCAAGGAAAGGUUGUUCAGGAGGGAUUUGGGAAUUGCAGGAUGGAAGAAAGCAGGGAAAGGACUCUUUUUAUUCCUUUCCCCCCUUCUCUCCUCUGUAAAAAAAAAUUGAGAUGGAGUAGGGAGGAAGAAAGGAAGCAAAACAAUAUAAAAGUCCUUGCCCUGCCUCUUCCCCUCUGACAAAUUUUGCAGGUAUUAAAAACAUGCCAAUAGGUGAUUGCCCUCUAGCAGCUGUUUUCCAUCCAGUUUCAUCCUCACAAUGGUGCUCGUGAUAUGAAAAAGGUCCAUAGUUCAAACUCUCCUAUUUGGUAAAGAUGUUUCCCCUGGGUUAGUGGGCUUUAGGGUGAUUAGAUGUAAAGAAGAACAAUAAUCUUGUGACUUUAAUACCUGUUUUGUUAUCAUGGAGCUGCAGAUGUUAUUAAGGGUCUAGUGUCAUGCGGUCAAUUCACGGUGAAGCCUUCUGUAUUAAUGUUUUCACCCCAACAGACAAUUGUUGUUUGUCUGCAGCACUGGUGUGAACAUGAUUUUCUAACUAGUUGGUGCAGUGUGCUGGCAAGAGUGUGAAUCUGAAAGUUCCUGGUUUGAAUCUCUCCUCUGCCACAAACUUAUUAAGUGACCUAAGGCUAUAAAGGGGGAAAUAAUGAUACACCUUCCAGGGUUAUUGCAAGAAAUGCAACUAGAUGAAAUGUAAGUGAAAUGCUCUGAUUACUUGAAAGCAAGCUACAUAAGGGCUAAGUGGUAGUAUUACUAAAUUACUAAUGUCAUGGAACUGGAAUGUUGACUGAAAUGUUUUCCUGAAAGCUGUUCAGUAAAUCUUCAGCAUUGCAAAGGACCUUCCGGUUGUGUGAAGUCUGCAUGACUUAAUGCUGAUUCUAGACAAAGGCAGUCCCAUUGAAAUAAAAAUGUCAUAUACAGCACAAUUCUGUACAUGUCUACUUUGAAGUAAAUCCCAUUGAGUUCAAUGGGGCUUACUUCCAGGUAAGUGUGCAUAGGAAAGCAGUAGAAUUUUAUAACUGUUUAUUCAGAAAUAAUCCCCAUUGAGUUCAAUGGGAUUUACUCCCAGGUUAAUGUGUAUGGGGUUGCAACCUUAAUAUACUAUGAUGAGUCUAUAAGCAUUGCUGGAUAAGUUUAUUUUAAAGGGUUGGAAGUGUAAAUUAGUUUUCUCCAUUUUUAUUUUUCUAUCUUGUGCAGGUACAUACACAUUUACACAAAAGGCUAGGGUGAGGAGAAAAUGUAAAUGAUUAUAGAUUUAGUAAUAUGGAAUAAACUGUAAGAUGAAUGCAUCUUGCUUUACAUUGAAACAUCUGUAUGAUUUCAGUCAGUACACCCCAUUUAUUGCAACUCUGUCAACUUGGAACAGAAAGUUAAGUUGGGGUUCUGGGCAGCUUGCAUAUUUCUUCUGGCUGAAAGCAACAGGUUAUAUUGUCUUUUAUAAACUGCAGUUUCCCAGUAUGCCUUAGAAGUGUAGUAUGUUUGAUAUUUUAAUAUAUGAAGACCCCUGCAAAAUUUUUCAGGUUCUUUGCCAAGAA